CAAACAAACUUACUGUUAACGAUGUUUGAUUAUAGAUUUAUUAAAAAUUUGGAUGAUUUUUGACAAUAUCGUUCUUGCUUUAAAAAAAGUUGUUGGACAGUUUCAAAGCAAAUUAGAGAAGCAAAUUAAGAAGAAGAUGAAGAUGAAAUUGAAAAAAGAAAAAAUGUUGAAAGGACUACAAGGGAAAUCAAAUGAAAACAAUACAAGUCCAGUCCAGUCCAAAAAGCAAAAGAAAAAGAUGAAACAACUUGCAGUAGAUAAAGGUCCAAACUCAUCUGUUGAAAUUGUGAACCCGGUUGAUGAGCAGCAGAAUAAAAAGAAAAAUAAGAAGAAAAGGAAACUUGAAGAUAGUAAAGUUACUACAGAGGAUGUUAGCAAGAAAAAAAUGAAGAUACAAAAAGUGGAGUCUGAAAGUUCAAGUGAAGACGACAGUGAAAUAGAACAAGUUGACAAAGAUGUUAAUGUGAUACAAGAAAUUAAAAAAGGAAGUAAAGUCAAUAAUGCCAAAAAAGUGACAGAUGAAAGUGAUGAUGAUGAAAGCGAUGAUGAUGAGGAGGAGGAUAUUGCUGAUGAUGAAAAUGAUGAGGAUGAUGUGGCUGAUGAGAAUGAAUUGGAGGAAGAAGAUGAAGAUGGUAGUGAAGGUGAUGAUGAUAAUGAUGGUGAAGAUGAUGACGAUAAUGAUGGUGAAGAUGAUGAAGAAGAAGGUACAGACAUUAAACCUCCAGAAGAACAAACUUUGCCUGGGAGCUCUCUUGGUGCUGGCAUAGUAACGGAUAAAUCUUUUAAGAGUCUGGAAGGGCGAGUGUGUGCCAACACUCUUGAUGGUAUAAAGGAUAUGGGGUUUACACAUAUGACUGAAAUACAAGCUAUGGCAAUACCACAUCUACUGGAAGGGAGGUUUACUCUUUGUAUAAUUCUUAUGAAAAAUAAUUUCUUCAAUAAUUUCUGCAUAUCAUUUAAUCAUUCUGCUAUAUUUCUAGGUACUGGUGUAAUUGUCAUAUCUCCUACACGAGAACUGUCCAUGCAGACUUUUGGUGUAUUGAAGGAGUUACUAAAAUAUCAUUGCCACACCUACGGCCUCAUUAUGGGCGGGACCAACAGACAUGAGGAGGCGAAAAAAUUGAGUAAAGGUGUCAAUAUACUUGUAGCCACGCCUGGUCGACUUCUAGAUCAUUUACAAAAUACACAGGACUUUAUGUACAAGAAUCUACAGUGUUUGAUAAUAGAUGAGGCUGACCGUAUCCUUGAUGUCGGCUUUGAAGAGGAAAUGAAACAAAUCAUCAAACUUCUACCAAAGAGAAGACAGACAAUGUUGUUUUCAGCUACACAGACAAGAAAAGUUGAAGAUUUAGCAAGAAUAUCACUGAAGAAAGAGCCAUUAUAUGUCGGAGUUGAUGACAAGAAAGAUCAAGCCACUGUUGAUGGUUUAGAGCAGGGCUAUGUAGUGUGUCCAUCAGAGAAGCGUUUUCUGCUGUUGUUCACAUUUCUCAAGAAGAAUCGUAGGAAGAAGAUGAUGGUGUUUUUGAGUUCCUGCAUGGCGGUCAAAUUUUACAAUGAACUGUUGAACUAUAUAGAUCUACCAGUCAUGUGUAUUCAUGGUAAACAGAAACAGACUAAACGAACACAAACAUUUUUCCAGUUUUGUAACGCAAAAGAGGCGAUUUUGUUAUGUACUGAUGUUGCAGCUAGAGGGUUAGAUAUACCAGCCGUUGAUUGGAUCGUACAAGUUGACCCACCAGAUGAUCCUAAGGAAUACAUACAUCGAGUAGGCAGGACAGCGAGAGGGGAGGGCGGAGUUGGUCACGCAUUGUUAAUAUUAAGACCAGAGGAACUUGGAUUUCUGCGUUUCUUAAAACAAGCAAAAGUCCCUCUGAAUGAGUUUGAGUUCUCAUGGAGUAAAAUUUCCGACAUACAACUGCAGCUGGAAAAAUUAAUAGAGAAGAACUACUUCCUGAAUAAAUCAGCCCACGAGGGUUACAAGUCAUAUGUUCGAGCGUAUGCCUCGCACAGUUUGAAGAAUAUAUUUGAUGUGAAUACACUGGAUCUCCAGAAAGUGGCAUUGUCAUUUGGUUUCAAGACUCCGCCAUUUGUAGAUCUGAAUGUGCAUGGUAGUAAAAGUCGGGGCAGUGGUGGAGCCAGAAAUAAGCAAGGAGGUGGGGCAUUUGGAUACCAGCGUAGUAAACACCAGUUCAAGUCAAAGGUUUUCAAGCAAGUUGGUGGAAACAAGAAAUCUGGAAGCAAGAGGCAGUUUUCACGGUGACAGGACUAUAUGUGCCGGACAAUCUGACAACAUAAAUCAUUGUUACAGAUAAAAUACGUACCUGUACAACGAAAUUAUCUGUUUAAAUGCAGCUACAUAAAAUUUGAUAUUUUUUAUUUCAUCAUACGAAAAUUAGAGAGCUAUUAAAGAGACUUAAAAUAAUGUUGUUGCUGAUUAAGAAGAUUCACCAUGGCUGGGCAGAAAGUUAACCUGUCCUUUUCCUUUGGGUAUUUUAUUGAAUAUUUAAAGAUAAAACAUCUGAGGGAGCUAAUUUUGGUCCAUAGUGUGUCAAUUCCUGCAAUACAUUGACAAGCAAUAUAGAGGGAGUAGAGACAGGUGGACAACUUGAUGAUCUGAAAACUAGAAUAAAAUGUAUGAUGUUUAUAUUACACAUUUAUUGCUGGUUUAGAUCAAUAUUGAUAAUGCCAUUGUAUAAUUUCACUACUUAUUAUGACUUCUUGUAAAAUAAGAUACAUGUUGACAUGGUUGACAUGUAUGUGUAUUAUUGUGAAAACUAUUUUAAUGAGCCUUCUUAUUUGAAUAUAACAUGCAAGUUUAAUAUCUUAAUUGCAAUUUAAAACAUUUGAUUUAUGUCAAAGUCAGUAUAUUAAAAAUACAAUGGAUAUUAAAUAUGCAGGUCAUAAGAUAUUGUACAUUUUCAUAUAUAUGUAGUUUGUUGGUUUUUUUUUCAUUUUGGCUAUAGUGAGACAUAGCCUUAAUUUCAGCCGCGUGUGAGCCAAUGACAUACUUGGGUGUUUGGGCAAAUUGGUAAUUGAUUGAUUGAAAAUAUGUAUAUAUGUAAGAUCUUGUUCUUAUUGCGAAAUAAAACAUUUUUAAUCCAUCAAA
Molecule: messenger RNA, 3106 nt
Organism: Ruditapes philippinarum (Manila clam)
Lineage: Eukaryota; Metazoa; Mollusca; Bivalvia; Venerida; Veneridae
Exons: 14
Coding region: 53-2260 (735 amino acids)
Biological process (GO): maturation of LSU-rRNA from tricistronic rRNA transcript (SSU-rRNA, 5.8S rRNA, LSU-rRNA)
Cellular component (GO): nucleolus
Molecular function (GO): nucleic acid binding; ATP binding; RNA helicase activity
Source: RefSeq, a predicted model, not a curated record